This is a messenger RNA of Rhineura floridana, 990 nucleotides long. RefSeq names its product melanocortin 3 receptor (gene MC3R). Bases 1 to 990 code for a protein of 329 amino acids. Gene Ontology annotation, biological process: G protein-coupled receptor signaling pathway. Gene Ontology annotation, molecular function: peptide hormone binding; melanocyte-stimulating hormone receptor activity. The record is from RefSeq and is a predicted model, not a curated record. Lineage: Eukaryota; Metazoa; Chordata; Lepidosauria; Squamata; Rhineuridae. Gene Ontology annotation, cellular component: membrane. The transcript has a single exon.
AUGAACACGACUGUACGCUGGGCUCUAACAUUUCAGUCUGUGUUAGUUAAUGCCACUGAAGAGGUCAACGAUUCAGUCCUUUUCAGCAGCGGGAGCGACAAUGGAUUCUGUGAACAAGUCUUCAUUAAAGCCGAAGUGUUCCUGACACUGGGGAUCAUCAGCCUUCUGGAGAAUGUCCUUGUCAUCCUUGCAGUGAUCAAGAAUGGGAACCUACAUUCACCCAUGUACUUUUUCCUUUGUAGCCUGGCCGCAGCAGACAUACUGGUGAGUAUGUCCAACGCCCUGGAAACCAUCAUGAUCGCCAUCCUGAGCAAUGGGUAUUUAGUCAUCGACGACCACUUCAUCCAGCAUAUGGACAAUGUCUUUGACUCAAUGAUUUGUAUCUCUUUGAUUGCCUCCAUAUGCAACCUUUUGGUCAUAGCUAUUGACAGGUACAUUACAAUUUUCUAUGCGCUCCGUUACCACAGCAUCAUGACGGUGAAGAAAGCUCUGGCUCUCAUCGGGGUCAUCUGGACUGCUUGCAUCUUUUGUGGCAUCAUGUUCAUUGUCUAUGAGAGCAAAACUGUCAUUGUCUGCCUCAUCACCAUGUUCUUUACCAUGCUUUUCCUCAUGGCCUCACUUUAUGUUCACAUGUUCUUGUUUGCACGCCUGCAUGUCAAGCGCAUCGCAGCCCUCCCAGUGGACGGUGUCCCCCACCAGCGUACCUGUAUGAAAGGGGCUGUCACAAUCACUAUUCUCCUUGGGGUCUUCAUUGCCUGCUGGGCACCAUUUUUCCUUCAUCUCAUUCUGAUCAUUUCAUGCCCAACCAACCCACACUGUGUUUGCUACGCCUCACAUUUCAACACAUACCUGGUUCUUAUUAUGUGCAACUCGGUCAUUGACCCCCUUAUUUAUGCUUUCCGGAGCCUGGAGAUGAGAAAGACAUUCAAGGAAUUAGUUUGCUGCUGUUAUGGCAUGAGCUCAGGACAGUGCAUGCUCUUAACCCUCUAA